CUAGCCGCCAGCCUGGAAAUGGCUCCGCUGAUGCUCCUCGUGAGAACGAAUCGAUCCUUCCCAGCCUUCUCUGCCUGCUCUCCACCUCCUCUCUGCUCCGAGUCUUAGGAGGACGAACAUUUCAAAGGACAGAUUCCAAUGUGGUGUGCCGUGCACAUCGCGAGUGGUCGGGGUUUGCACUAAGAGAUUUCUUCUAUAUAAUUUUUUUUUAAAUGUAAGGGAGAUAGUGGCAUUGCUGCCUAUAGGAUUUUUAUCCAAGUGCACGUCGCGUUGGGUUGCACGCUCCACCCCCAGGGACCUGGUGUGAAAUUUGAACCCACCGCCUUAGCCCAAAGGCCGAGUAACCUGGCUGCCUGAGUGUCGUGGAAGACGUGAGCGAAAUGACCAGCGAACUCAUUUUUUAUCAGACUCGCUGAAGCUGGCUUUUGCGUUUUUCUACACGUACGGUAAUUUUGUGGAAUAGUUAAGUGCUAUAUUCUCCGCGCAACCUUUUCAAAUUCCAAAUGUUUGAACGUUUUGGUGUCAGCGCGAGUGAAAUCAUUUUACCGACAAGAACUAACUGAAUUGUCUGCUUCGUUGAGUUGCCUCCGGAAAAGAUCUCGGGGGUGGAAAAGCAACUGCAAAAUAACAGACGGAGAAAAUUCCCUGGAAGUUAAUUCUGUAGCAUAAGAGCAGAAACUUCAGAGCAAGUUUUCAUUGGGCAAAAUGGGGGAACAACCUAUCUUCAGCACUCGAGCUCAUGUCUUCCAGAUUGACCCAAACACAAAGAAGAACUGGGUACCCACCAGCAAGCAUGCAGUUACUGUAUCUUACUUUUAUGACAGCACAAGAAAUGUGUAUAGGAUAAUCAGUUUAGAUGGCUCAAAGGCAAUAAUAAAUAGCACCAUCACUCCAAACAUGACAUUUACUAAAACAUCUCAAAAGUUUGGCCAAUGGGCUGAUAGCCGGGCAAACACUGUUUAUGGGCUGGGAUUCUCCUCUGAGCAUCAUCUUUCAAAAUUUGCAGAAAAGUUUCAGGAAUUUAAAGAAGCUGCUCGGCUUGCAAAGGAAAAGUCGCAGGAGAAGAUGGAACUGACCAGUACCCCUUCACAGGAAUCAGCAGGAGGAGAUCUUCAGUCUCCUUUGACACCAGAAAGUAUCAAUGGGACAGACGAUGAGAGAACACCUGAUGUGACACAGAACUCAGAGCCAAGGGCUGAGCCAACUCAGAAUGCUUUGCCAUUUUCACAUAGUUCAGCAAUCAGCAAACACUGGGAGGCUGAACUAGCUACCCUCAAAGGGAACAAUGCCAAACUCACCGCAGCCCUGCUGGAGUCCACUGCCAACGUGAAGCAGUGGAAGCAACAGCUUGCCGCCUAUCAGGAGGAAGCAGAGCGGCUGCACAAGCGGGUCACUGAGCUGGAAUGUGUUAGUAGUCAAGCAAAUGCUGUGCACAGCCACAAGACAGAGCUGAAUCAGACCGUGCAGGAACUGGAAGAGACAUUGAAAGUAAAGGAAGAGGAAAUAGAAAGAUUAAAACAAGAAAUUGAUAAUGCCAGAGAACUCCAGGAACAGAGGGACUCUCUGACUCAAAAACUACAGGAAGUUGAAAUUCGAAAUAAAGACCUGGAGGGGCAGCUGUCUGACCUAGAACAGCGCCUGGAGAAGAGCCAGAACGAACAAGAGGCUUUCCGCAGUAACCUGAAGACACUCUUAGAAAUUCUGGAUGGAAAAAUAUUUGAACUAACAGAAUUACGAGAUAAUUUGGCCAAGCUACUAGAAUGCAGCUAAAGAGAGUGAAAUUUCAGUGCCAAUAGAUGAAGAGAUACUGUCUGUCUUUGUAGGACUGUUUGGGCUCUGUACCAAGAUUGCACAAAAUUUUUUGAAUAUCGUUCCUCCAAGGAGGAGGGUGUUUUGAAAAUUGGAAUUGUAUAUUUCAGUAUAAAUUUUAGAAUUUAGCUUAUAGCUAGUUGGGGAAAAAAGACAUGAAAAACUUGAACUACAAAUUACCUCCAUGUAUAUUGGCCAUAGUUAACCAGAAAGUUCUAAGUAGACACUUUAAUGCAAUCUUUCCCCGAUAUUAGCCAAUGGGAGAAUUAACAAGGUCUGGGCCCCUUCUCCUUUUUUUUUUUCAACACAGUGAAGAUUCUCUGCUUUUUAAAUUUAUUUAUGGUAUCUACAGCUGUGUUUUGUGCAAAAACUUAGUAAUGGAAGCCCUGUCUUUGUUGUUAUCUGAAUAAUUUCUCAGGAUAUUUUUUCCGCUGCUGAGAAAGGGCCAUUACCAAUUAAUCCUUGCCAGGAGUUGGGGAGCUAUGUCUCUAAUUGAAACUCACCAUAAAUGGGUGUCUGGAGUUCUUCCCUUUUUGUACUGAGAGUGUUUUCACUCUAGUGACUACUCUGGUACACUCUGCUGUCUCCAAUCUUGUCUGUUGUAUAGUUUACUUUUCCAUAUUGAUUCCAUGUAUUUAUGAGAAGAUACUGUCUCCCAUUUUAUUACACAUUUUAAAGCCAACUAAACAAAGGCAGCUGAGUCCCUCAGAUAUUUUUCUUUUUAAAUUUAUAGCAAAUUUGACACACAGAACUGAAAUACAGAAAUCCGUCCUUGACGGUUUAGUCUAGCAAUGUUAAGUGUAUUUACCGAAAAUAUGCAGUUACAUUUAUUUAUAUAUUUGGCAAGAAAUCUUUUCUGAGUGAUCAAUGCAUUUCAAUUUAUGAAAAAUAAUGGUUAGGGCACUGUUUAUUAUAGAUCAUUUUAAGGGGUAUAGCUGUUUUCAAGGAGGUCCACUUCCACUAGCAGCCAAGCAGAGGACUGUAUCUAAGUUGUGACCGUGGCAGAUGGGUCUUCACAGAAACCAUGUGUUUAUUCAAACUUCACAAGGCAAUAUUUUGAACUGUUAACUAGGCAUUUCAAAACAGGAAAUACCUUCAACAGACUCUUCUCUAAGAGCAGGUUUUACUGUUGUUUUGAUGUAAUUUUAAAACAUUUAGCAAACAUACGUUUCUUUAUAUGAUACAUUUCUUUCACAAAACAAUUUAAAAGUAAGCCAAGCACUGCGUGCUCUGCCCGGGCAGGAGUUGCAUCAGAGUACGUAGAUCUUGCUGUACAAUGCCUGCGAUAUUGAAGAGGGUUCUUUUUAGUGUAUGCUUGAGUACCUAACUCUGGAGUCAAUGAAUGCACUGAUUUUUGUGUUUGUUUCCCAAAUGAUUGAAUUGUUAAGUACAAAUUAAGCAGAUUAACCCAUUUUUUCACUCAUAAACAGAUUCCUACUACUAGUUUUGUUUUAUAUUUAUGUGUAUGUAUGUAAAUACAUACAUAUUAAUUUAUAUUAGAGUUAAAAAUAAAUUGUUUCUAAAGUCAGUUUCUAGAGUAAGGUGUCUCUGGCACGUUUGUAUCAGACACUUAACUACCACGUAUCUAUGUGCUAUCUCAUCAUCCCCGUUACCUCCGUCAACUUUAGGGAAUUUUCCUUACCUGUCUAUUAUAGAAAGAACCAUUUAGGUACACAUGCUCAGAGCUGAGAUACUUCUCUGAUAAAUCAGGAAAUAAAAUUUAUUUGAUGGAUAGAAUUUUGAAAACAUAUGAUUUUAUCUAUGAGUUUCUGAAUAUCAAAGAAUACCAGGUUUUCAUUUAAAUAGAGGACUAACACUAGGGAUCAGGGAAUUUAGUUAUGAAGAAUUUAAAAAAAUUUAAAAAAAAUAAAAAAAAAACAGUGUAAGCUGUUGAUAUGAUAAGCGAAUUAUUUUAAUGAUGUAAUAAAAUAUUUUUAAAUUUUGGCAUAGUGAUCAUUUAGUGGGAAAAUAGCUCACCAAAAUGUCUCCACUUGGAUUGUACUGAUAAUGUGAGGCAUAUGUGUCAUUCAACAUAUACAUAUACCUAUAUGUAUAGACAGAAAUUAUUUUUAAUAUUUUCCUACUGCUGUGAAAUUUAAAAUUGGAAAAUUUUGUGAGUGUUUUCCAUGUCCAAUAGAGCCUAAUUGUUUCUUUUUUUAGUAACUUAACAAUCUCUUGAGGGCUGCACCUAUAAAUUCCCAGCUUGUCGGUAGACAUGUACAGUGUUUGGGAUAAGGUGGACACAAGUGCACAUAUAAAUAAAACCUUCUUGACUAUUUUAAACAUCCACUCAUAUGAGGAGAGCCUCUAGAACUCAUCGCCUCUGAGCUAUAGGUUGUGUGCCUACUGUAGCUUUUCCAUCGCUGUAUUAUAUAGAUAUUUGCAUAUUAAAAUUUGAUUUUUUUUCCCAGAGAUAAAUAUUAUAUAGUGUAUCUAUAUUUAGAUCAAGCUGUGGUAAUAUAUUGAUCAGAACAUAGUGUUGGGGACGAUAGCCUGAACAUGUGGACUUGCGGUGACCCAGGAGGAGAGCAGGGGUCAAUCCCAUCUGUGUAUAAGUUAUUAUAACUAUGAAAUCUUGUACAAAAGCAAAAACUGAAAAAGACAAAAAUACAGUUUUUAUUUUGAAAUACAUUUGUUCUCUGGAGAAUGUACUUCAUGGUUUUUUCUCAAUCUUUUAAGGAUAUUUAAGCAUUUAAGUGAUGGCAGCGUUUACUUCAACCCUACAGGUGCUACUGGAUUUUGCAUUAGUAUGUGAUGUUUUAAAAUCCUAACUUUGACAUAAAAGGUUUUAUAAGUA
Grammomys surdaster is the source of this 4606-nucleotide messenger RNA. It is a transcript of the gene Homer1, whose product is annotated as homer scaffold protein 1. NCBI's taxonomy places the organism in Eukaryota, Metazoa, Chordata, Mammalia, Rodentia, Muridae. The transcript is spliced from 9 exons. Gene Ontology annotation, molecular function: G protein-coupled glutamate receptor binding. Gene Ontology annotation, biological process: regulation of store-operated calcium entry; G protein-coupled glutamate receptor signaling pathway. The coding region runs from base 706 to 1770 and encodes 354 amino acids. Gene Ontology annotation, cellular component: postsynaptic density; cytoplasm; plasma membrane. The record is from RefSeq and is a predicted model, not a curated record.